Messenger RNA from Synchiropus splendidus (mandarinfish), 3591 nucleotides. RefSeq names its product RAB3 GTPase activating protein subunit 1 (gene rab3gap1). The record is from RefSeq and is a predicted model, not a curated record. The transcript has 24 exons. The coding region runs from base 413 to 3322 and encodes 969 amino acids. Gene Ontology annotation, biological process: positive regulation of GTPase activity. NCBI's taxonomy places the organism in Eukaryota, Metazoa, Chordata, Actinopteri, Syngnathiformes, Callionymidae. Gene Ontology annotation, molecular function: GTPase activator activity.
GAAACAACAUACGCUCAUGGUUUUUAAGUGAAUGGUGUUCAAGAACCGAGGCCGUUUUCCAUGUCUGUAAGAUAAAAGAUAAAAUAGUCGCCUUCUCCGUCAGGAGAAUUUCAAUGAACUGAGCGAAUGUGUGACGUUUAAAACAAGCUUGAAAUAAUUAUUAGUCCUUAUACGGAACAGUCGUCUGUAAAAGCUAAACGAUAACGGUUAAAAGUAGCAUAACAUUGUUAAACUGCAUGAUGACGUGGUCGAAAUUUGACAUGCUUCGCGGCUGUGAAAUGCGUCACCAUGGCAAGAACACGGGAGCUGUCGGAACAGUUGCCCACCAGAAGGGAGCGCUGCUCUCAAUGUCGCGUAAACAGAGGCGAAUUAUGACGACAAAGAAGAGGCGUACGACCACAACACCACAAACAUGGCUGCUGACAGUGAUCCCGAGUUAGAAGUGUUCGAGAUCACCGACUUCACCACAGCCUCAGAGUGGGAACGGUUUGUUUCCAGAGUGGAAGAAGUGCUAAACGACUGGAAAUUGACUGGCACCUCAUCAGGACGGGGGACAACAGAGAAGGGCGAAUACACCACCGGAACAUGGGAGGAGGUGACACAGGAGAUAAAUUUUGCUGACUUUAAAUUUUCCAUCACUCAUCACUUUCUUAAGCAAGAUUCCAAGGAGGAUGCAGCCGUGGAGUCUGAGGAAGAUUCCUUUCCACUGGCAAUGCAGGACCUUCUGUGCACCAACAAUGACUUUCCUCCACGAGCACAUUGUCUGGUCAGAUGGUUUGGCAUUAGAAGAUUUGUGGUCAUAUCACCAGGGACAAGCUGUGAGGCGAUUGUCAGUGAGUCAAAAUGUAACCUCCUGCUGAGCUCUGUCUCCGUUGCAUUGGCCAACAGUGGCUGUCAGGUGCCAAUAUUUGUGCAAAUUCAGCAGAAAUGGAGGAGGAUGUAUGCUGGCCAGUGCCAAGGACCUGGGGUCUGCACCGAUUUUGAGAUGGUGCACCUCCGUAAGGUGCCGAGCCAGUACAAUCAUCUGUCAGGCCUGCUGGAUAUCUUCAAAUCUAAAACUGGUUGCAGCCUCUCUCCUUUACCCAUGAUCAACAUUGCUGUCCGUUUCACCUACAUCCUCCAGGAUUGGCAGCAGUACACAUGGCCGCAGCAACCUCCAGACUUUGAUGCCCUGCUGGGGGGUGAAGUUGGAGGAGUUGAGUUUGGCAAACUUCCAUUUGGUGCCUGUGAAGAAACAGUCAGCGAACUUCAUCUAGCUGCUACCUGGCCGCACCUGACAGAGGGUAUUGUUGUGGAUAAUGAUGUCUACAGUGAUCUUGACCCUGUUCAGGCUCCUCACUGGACAGCCCGGGUUCGAACAGUGGAAAACCCACAGUGUUUAAUGGGUGAUUUUCUAACAGAGUUUUUCAAACUCUGCAGCAGAAAAGAGUCCACAGAUGACAUCCUCGGAAGAGCUUUUAUGGAUGACGAGGGAAAAGAGAAUGGUGACAUCAGUUCAGCUCUGUCAAAGUUGACGGAGCCAGCAGCAGCGGUGCCCAUCUCCAAGCUGUCUGUGUCCAACAUGGUGCACAGUGCCCGAAAACGCAUCAGACGCCAUCGCCGUGUUGAUGAGUCGCCGCUGAACUCUGAUGUUCUCAACUCCAUUCUUCUGUUUCUAUUCCCAGAUGCUGCUGUUGAAAAGUCCUCUGAGCCGACAAAUAAUGCUGCACAGGUCAAUGAUGUGGAAGGGGGGACCAAAGAGAAGAACUCUGACGACUUUUGCUUCCUGCUAAAAUCAGCACCCAGUGACAGCCUGACGUACAGACUGGCCCUUUGUUUGGCCGCAGUCAACUUCUACCACGGCGGGCUCAGAGCUGUUGCUCACCUUUGGCAGGAGUUUGUCCUGGAGUUGCGCUACCGCUGGGAGAACAAUUACCUCAUUUCUGGCCUGACUGGUGGAGCCCCUGAUCUUCGCUGUUGUCUGUUGCACCAGAAAUUCCAGAUGCUGAACUGCUGCAUCGAGAGGAAGAGAGCCAGGAAUGAAGCUCAUCGGCUGCCUGCUGGAAGCCUGGAGAGAGAGCGUGGCUCAUCCAGGUUGACCAGAGAGUUGUCUCCAGUGAAGUCUUGGGACUCGCUCAGUGACAGUGAGGAGGAGUUCUAUGAGUGCCUGAGUGAUCAGGGCGACAGCGAUACUCCACCCUCAGAGAGGGUCAGAGACGGCAGUAGGAUGAAAGCCGAGGGACGCAUGCACCCCUUUAACAACGCCACACUACUAAAUACAAAGGAGCAAAUCUAUAUUCCUGUGACACAGGAACCGGCUCCAGUGACGGAGGACAUUUUGGAAGAACAGUCAGAAGUCCUUGCUAAGCUGGGCACGAGUGCUGAAGGAGCCCACCUGCGUGCUCGAAUGCAAAGUGCAUCACUGCUGUCUGACAUGGAGUCGUUUAAGGCAGCAAAUCCUGGCAGUGUUUUGGAGGACUUUGUCCGCUGGUACUCCCCAAGAGACUACGUGGAAGAGGAGGGCUUUGAUGAGAAGGGCAACAGCAUCAUGAGAGGAGAGCUCAGUGCCAGGAUGAAGAUCCCUGGCAACAUGUGGGUGGAAACGUGGGAGACAGCCAGGUCGACUCCUGCUCACCGCCAGAGAAGGUUGUUUGAUGACACCAAAGAGGCAGAAAAGGUUCUCCACUAUUUGGCAGUUCAGAAGCCUUCAGACCUGUGUGUGCACUUCCUGCCCUGCCUCCUGCAGGCAUCCAUUUCUUUGGUGACAGAAGAAGAGGCAGUAGAAGAUAUCCCCUCUGUGAAAAAGAGCCUUCAGCAAACUGUCUCACAAGCCAGCAAGGUUCUUCAUCAUCAUACUUACGAGGUUAAAAAGCUGGAGGAGUGCCUUAACCAGCUGGUCGCCAUGGAGACUGUCAUCACAAGGUCACGCUCUCUCAAGACCAAAUUUGGCCUGACGGAGUGUGAAGGGGCCGAGAAGGACAAGGAGAGCCAAGACACCGAAGAGCUGCGGAAGUUUGUUAGCUGUUUGCUGGAAGAGCCAGAAGUGGUUGUUGUCGGAGGUGGACAGGGCCAAGUGGGCCGCAUCAUUCACCAACUCUUCCUCAAUGCUCAGACGGCUGCUCUGCUGGCACCCUCAGACAGAGAUGCUGAAGAGAAGCUGAGCGGAGGAAACGGCAGUGCUCUCGACUUCCCUCCUCCAACGGGCCGAGAGUUCCUGCUGCGCAUGUGUGUCCCCCGACCAGCUCCGUACUCCAAGGCUCUGCCUCAGCGACUCUUCUGUGUGCUGCUCAGGGAUGAGUUUCGCCUGGCCGGAGCCUUCUCCUCAGAUACAUCCUUCUUUUAACACAUGCUCUGUUCAGCGCUUGGAUUUCUAAUCUUCAACAGUCGCAAUGUACCAAAACCAUUUUAAUGUGACUCUAUUUCAGUUUUAUCACAACAAUAAUGAUCCAAUGUUGGACACUGCAGGAAAUGAGGAAAGAUGUUCGCAGUAGAAAUGUUUUAAAGCACAUAGUCUUGCUUAACAGUCAUGUGAUCCACCAUCCAAAUCUAUAAUGAUAAUAUAUUUCAUGUCUUUUUGUGUAUGUCUGAUCUGCCAUUAAAAUGAACCGCCAC